Molecule: messenger RNA, 1409 nt
Organism: Pogoniulus pusillus (Red-fronted tinkerbird)
Lineage: Eukaryota; Metazoa; Chordata; Aves; Piciformes; Lybiidae
Gene: MAJIN
Product: membrane anchored junction protein
Exons: 11
Coding region: 343-1167 (274 amino acids)
Biological process (GO): homologous chromosome pairing at meiosis; meiotic attachment of telomere to nuclear envelope
Cellular component (GO): nuclear inner membrane
Molecular function (GO): DNA binding
Source: RefSeq, a predicted model, not a curated record
GCGGGCGCCAGAGGCGGGCGCGAAGGCAGGCGCGGAGGCGGGCCGGGUGGCUGCGCCGGUGGAGCCGUGGGCUGCCCGGUGGUCUCCAGCGCCGAGGCUGGCAGAGCGCCGCUGACGGCGGGGCUGGGGGGUCAGCGGCAGCGUCUCCGUUCUGGGCAGGCCGAGGAGCUAGGCCGUGCUCCGCGGAGGGCUUGAGCAGGCCCGGCCGGCCCUAGACGGCCUGGUGCGUCCCAGGCUUCCCUGCCAGCCCCCGGGGCAAGAGGCCUGUAAAGCUUUGGACGAGUGGAGAGGAGCACCUCCCCGGGAGCUAAGGCGCAGGCUGGCAUUCAGGCAGAGAGAGAGAUGCCACUGAAGCCAUUUACCUAUCCCUGGCCUGAAACAAGGUUCCUCCACGCAGGCAGGCUUGUGUACAAGUUCAAAAUCCGCUAUGGCAACUUCACCAGCUCUCCUGAUCUUGACCACGUGGAAAGUGCUGCCGAGGAGUUAGAGGAAGCAAUUCGAGUCAUCCUUGGAAAUCUCCAUGAUUUGCAUCCCUUUUCUACUGACCACUUCACUGUCUUCCCCUACCUGAGUAAAUGGGAGAGGGUGUCCAAGAUGAGGUUCAAACAUGAGAAUGUGCAGCUGGUGCCAUAUCCAUACAUCUGCACCAUGUACCUGGAGCUCAACUCCUUCCAGCAGAGGCUGCAUGGGGAGAAAGAAGGACCCCAGGGCAGUGAUGAGCUGUGCCAAACCUGCAAUGUUUUGAAGGUCAAGAGAGGAAUUGAAGCCUUGGAAAGUCCUGCAGUGGGAGUGACAGUGAAGAGGAGAAGAGUUGAAGUGGAAGCAGAGGCCUCAUGCCCACAGCUGGGUCUGGACAGAGCUGGAGCUGAGUGUGGGCACCAGAGGAGCAAAGCAAAGCAUGGAUUUGAAGUGAUUGCCUCCAGAGAAGAGGAGCCUGAGCUGCAGCCAGCACCCCCUGCUGUGGGCUGCACCCAAGGGAGCUGCUGGGGACCUGCAGAACCUAAGCUUGAGCAAAGAGCAGGAAGUGGCCAGGCUGAGGGUGCAAGGCAGCAAAUGGACCAAAUGGGGAACAGAGGAAACCUGCAGCCAGCUGGGAGAGGACUCUCAAAGUUCUGGAGAAGGAUGAUCUUCUCGCCGCUGCGGCAGCUCCUUGGAGGGAAGAGCUGAACCUGGGCGUCCUCUGGCGCCUGGGAGCUUUCUGCCUGCCGGAGCCUUUCCUGCCAUUGGGCUCAACUGUUCAGAGCUCCCAAGGCCGUUCCUGGCGGUGCUGGGUUGCAGUGUCAGGGUUUGUUCAAACGUGGAGCUUCUGGGAGGAGUUGGUUCUUGAGUGUCAAGAGUUAGGAGCUUUACCUUUAUGCAUCCUUCAAACAAGUCUAAUAAAGCUGGCAUCAGCUUGGUGAGCUGUGGCA